Molecule: messenger RNA, 2940 nt
Organism: Gracilinanus agilis (Agile Gracile Mouse Opossum)
Lineage: Eukaryota; Metazoa; Chordata; Mammalia; Didelphimorphia; Didelphidae
Gene: USP43
Product: ubiquitin specific peptidase 43
Exons: 11
Coding region: 1-2940 (979 amino acids)
Biological process (GO): protein deubiquitination
Molecular function (GO): cysteine-type deubiquitinase activity
Source: RefSeq, a predicted model, not a curated record
AUGACUGACCUCAGUACUGCCACGGAGGCCUGUGUCCAGCCACGUCGCCGCCGCUCCUUUCGCCGUCUUCUCGGCCGCUUUCUCCGAGUUCUGGGCGUCCUCCCCCGUUCCAGAGUCUCCUCACCGGAGACCCAACCUGGCGUGGAUCAAAGCGGUACUGGCCGGGGCAACGGCCGUAGCGAAGGCUUUGGGGACUCUGCCUGGUCAGCCAAUGAGGUCUCCUGGGAGGCUGGGGACACGCGCCUUCCCCAACCCCCUCCUGGAGGCAAGGCGCGCCCCCCUGGCACUCAGGGUUUGAAGAACCACGGUAACACCUGCUUCAUGAAUGCGGUGGUGCAGUGUCUCAGUAACACCGACCUGCUGGCGGAGUUCUUAGCGCUAGGGCACUACCAGGCACGGCCUGGACGAGCAGAGGUCACGGAGCAGUUGGCGGGGCUGGUGCGGUCGCUCUGGACACUGGACUACUCCCCACACCUCUCGGUGGAAUUCAAGGUGGGCAGGACUGUACUGGGGCUGGGAGGAUGCGCUCCUCCUGGGGUGGUGCUCGCUGGAAUAAUCAGCCUCUUCGUCUGCGCCUUAGUCCACGCCUUAGUCCGCCCCUGUGUCAGCCCCUUCACCUGCACCUGGGCUCAGGUUCUGUGUUCAGAAUCCGUCAGCAAAUACAAAGGCCAGAGCCUUCCACAGACGUCUACUUUAUCAACUGAAUCUUUGCCUUCUGGAAGUGGGAGCAAAGUGCUAAUACUACUUUGUAACUUGGUGGGGUCAGGACACAAGGCUAAAAGAUUUGGUCCACCUUUACUAAUGAGGGAAGACAGAGCCAUAUCCUGGGACCAGCUCCAACAACAGGUCUUCAAUAAAGUUAAAUGUCUAAUGAAACAAGAGGUGUCUGUGCCGAGUUUGGGGUCAUUGUUUGCUGUCCGUGUUGUAGGAUUAUCCGUGUGCAGCUACUUGUCUUCACAGGACGGCAGACCCCUCUUUCAUUGGGCUGUUGAAAGGUCUUUGAAGCUCAGCAGGCCAGGAGGCCCCCCACAUAUCAAACUGGCAGUAGAAUGGGAUAAGACCACCAAAGAGCUCUUUUUUGGAAAUAUUCAGGAGGAAGUAGUACAAGAUGCUCCAAGUGUUCAACUUCAGCAGCAGGCCCAUCAGCAGCCCAGCUGUACCCUAAAUGAGUGUUUUCAACUAUAUACUAAGGAGGAACAGUUGGCUCCAGAUGAUGCAUGGAAAUGUCCCCAUUGUAAGAUCCUCCAACAAGGGAUGGUGAAACUGAGUUUGUGGACAUUGCCUGAUAUUCUCAUCAUUCACCUUAAAAGAUUCUGUCAAGUUGGGGAGAGAAGAAACAAGCUCUCCACUCUGGUGAAGUUUCCUCUUUUUGGCCUCAACAUGGCUCCCCAUGUAGCCAAGAGAAGUCUUGGUCAGGAACACCUGAUGAAUUCUUGGCCAUCUUGGGAACAGGCUUCUUGCCUAUCUAAUAGUUGCUCAUUUGACUUCUUGUAUGACUUGUACGCUGUCUGUAACCAUCAUGGUAGUAUGCAAGGUGGGCAUUAUACAGCCUAUUGCAGAAAUUCACUGGAUGGCCAAUGGUAUAGUUAUGAUGACAUCACAGUAGAGCCUGUUUUAGAAGAGGAGGUCAGCACCCGUGGAGCCUACAUUCUGUUUUAUCAGAAAAGAAACAUCAUUCCUGACUGGUCAGCCAGCAGCUCAAUGAGAGGUUCCAUGAGCUCUUCCAUGUCUGAUCACUGGCUUAUGAGGCUUAGGAGUAAUAAUAGCAGCCAAAGAAAAAGCCUUGUGUCUUGGAGUUCUGCAAACUUUGACUCCAUUUCGAAGAUACCUGAUUCUCCCGUCUUCCCCAAAGCCUCUACCAAAGAGGAAAAAGGGGAGUCUGAGUCAAAGCUUUUUGUGCGAAAUAAUCGAGGCAGAAGCUGCAGUAUGAAGGAGCCUGCUACUUCUAAAAGAAACCAACAUGGGGCUUUUAAGACCAUGCCCCUCAGGUGGUCUUUGGGAGUCAAAGGUAGAAGGAAGCAUGAGUCGGCUGAGUUGGUGGAAUAUUUAGAGUCUGGACGAAGACCCAAGUGCACUAAUCGCUCAAUCAUUCCAGUGAUGGUGACCGAUGCUGCUAAGGGGACAGAUGUUUCAGCAUCAAUGCAAUCAAAUUUAAGAGCUUCCACAAAUGAUGAAUGGGAUAGCAAGGGGACAGAUAGGAAGGUGCAGGGUACUAUGAUGAGCCCUUCUAGUAAUCUUAAAAAACAGUGCCUACCUACUAGCAAUACUGAUACUCUAAAAAGAACCAAGAAACUGAAAGAAAGCCCAAGUCAAGAGAUGAGGCUUCCCCAAAAACUUGAUGUUCCUCUGACUGUGGCAAAAUCAGCUGGGACUGAAGAGCCAACCUGGGCAAAGAGCAAUGGAAACAAACCAAACUGUAAUGGAAACAACCAUAUGAGUAAUGUCAGAAAUUUCUCUGGAGUGAAUAGAGAUGAUAAUGAAAGACACUCAGCCAAGUUUUGGACUAAAACACAGGAAAGAAAUCUUGAGUCAGAACACCUCCAACAAGGCAAGUUUACCUUUCUCAGAUCUGUUGUUUUGAAGAAAGAGCCCAAGAAGAAGGAUAAUAAUUCAGAGAUUUUUAUCAAUUCUUCUUUCACCUCCCCAUCAAGUAGCAAAUGGAGUAAUACAGAUAAAGAACAGGGGAAUAAGAUGUUGCCCUGCAGACAUAAAGAAAGUCUGUCGAAGGAUGAGAUGAGCCUCUUAGAAAAGGGUGUCAGCCAAGUCCAUAGCUCCUUCAGGCUCCACAAACAAGUCAGCUGGUUCCAAAGAGCUAGCAUCUCUCAUCCAUUGCAUAGGCAUGUGCCUAAAGGACAGACUUCCAAUGGCACCUUUCAAAGAGUGAAAUACCACACUAUUGCCUUAGGUCAGAAAAAAAUAGUCCCUGAAUCCAGUUUGUGA